CGCGCGCGCACAGUCAUAUAUUAGAACCCCAGAAGAUUUCAGUUCCUUACGGUUACCAACUGUUCGUAGAUUUGGCGCCGUAUCUCUACAAAUUGAUAGAUAAGUUGUGUUAAGUGCAUUUUUGGUUUCCCGUCAAGGUUAUAAUUUUUCGAAAUCCAAUAUGAGGAUUAUUGUGGAUGAGCACCCGAACGUUUUGGACGUGUCAGAACUGCUGCGACCGGAGAAACAGUUUGCCGACAAAGAGUUGUCCAAAUUUCGGGACUAUACGGUAGACGACAGUGACCCAUUGAAGGAACGUGUUCGGCGAACAUACAAAUUGAUGCACACGAACCAAACGGUUGAAUUCGUUAAAGGGCGCCACGAGGACUGGCUCAAGUUCGAUCACUUCAAGGCCAACAUCCGGGAAGCGCUGGAGAAACUGAACGAUCUGGUAGAUGAGUCCGAUCCGGAUUUGGACCUGCCGAACAUUAUCCAUGCCUUUCAAACGGCGGAACGUGCCCGCCAGGAACAUCCCGACCAGGACUGGCUGCAUCUGACGGGGUUGAUUCAUGAUUUGGGCAAAGUGAUGGCUUUCUACGGGGAACCGCAGUGGGCCGUCGUUGGCGAUACGUUCCCGGUGGGUUGCGACUGGGGAGAUAGUAUUGUCUAUCGGGAGGAUAGCUUCGUGGACAAUCCGGAUGGGAAGAAUCCUAAGUAUAACACCAAACUGGGGAUGUACGAACUGAGCUGCGGUUUGGAACGUUUGACAAUGUCCUGGGGUCACGACGAGUACUUGUACCGUGUACUGGUGCAUAAUAACAGCACUCUACCGCAGCAAGCGUUGAACAUGAUUCGUUAUCAUUCUUUCUAUCCCUGGCACUCUGGCGGCGAUUACGGACAUCUCACCAACGAACGAGACGAACAAACGAAGGAAUGGGUAUUGAUGUUUAAUCGAUAUGAUUUGUAUACUAAAUGUACGAAAAUUCCCGAUUUGGAAGCACUGUGGCCGUACUAUCAAGGAUUGAUCGAUAAGUAUAUUCCUGGUGAACUAGAGUGGUAAAAUGACGUUGGAGUUUUAUUAUCUUUUUAUCUGUUCCUUACUACGUUGAUGCGGUUUCGCUAUUGGUAGAUUACUGUUUUAUUAGUACAAUAUUAUGUAAAUAAACAUUUAUUAUUUUUUAUACUAA
This is a messenger RNA of Topomyia yanbarensis, 1166 nucleotides long. RefSeq names its product inositol oxygenase. The coding region runs from base 161 to 1039 and encodes 292 amino acids. Lineage: Eukaryota; Metazoa; Arthropoda; Insecta; Diptera; Culicidae. Gene Ontology annotation, cellular component: cytoplasm. The transcript is spliced from 5 exons. Gene Ontology annotation, biological process: inositol catabolic process. Gene Ontology annotation, molecular function: inositol oxygenase activity; iron ion binding. The record is from RefSeq and is a predicted model, not a curated record.